Messenger RNA from Rotaria sp. Silwood2, 249 nucleotides. The record is from the annotation of a GenBank genome assembly. NCBI's taxonomy places the organism in Eukaryota, Metazoa, Rotifera, Eurotatoria, Philodinida, Philodinidae.
AUGGUACGUUUAAAUGUUGAUCAGAUGAGUCGAUAUGUUAGUCCGGUUAAUCCAACUGCUUUUCCAACUCUUAGUAUAGCACUUUUAGGUAUAGGAGUUUUUUUAAUGGCUUGGUUUUUUGUUUAUGAAGUAACGAGUACAAAAUAUACACGUGAUUGGAAAAAGGAAAUUCUGAUUGCUCUUAUUGCGUCAAUUUUUCUCGGUUAUGGUGGUUUAUUUCUCCUUUUAUGGGUGGGAAUUUAUGUCUAA